Messenger RNA from Dicentrarchus labrax (European seabass), 5023 nucleotides. It is a transcript of the gene rpap1, whose product is annotated as RNA polymerase II associated protein 1. The transcript is spliced from 27 exons. Gene Ontology annotation, cellular component: nucleus. The record is from RefSeq and is a predicted model, not a curated record. Bases 104 to 4333 code for a protein of 1409 amino acids. Lineage: Eukaryota; Metazoa; Chordata; Actinopteri; Moronidae. Gene Ontology annotation, biological process: transcription by RNA polymerase II.
CAACUGCAAACAAGUAUUUUAAAGCAACAGAGACGACCACACUGUAGAGAUACUUGUAGUUUGUAUUUUCUUGGAUGAUUUUAUCUUCAACUGAGUGAGAGGAAUGUUGCGGCGUCCCAAGCCCACUGACUCUGAGGCAGACCUCCUGAGAGAGCAGGAGCAGUUCCUGACCUCCGGCACCCCGUCUGCUGCCAAUGUGGUCCGCCGACCCGACAAGAGGAGAGGCGAGGCUGGAGGAGACGGAGGGGAACAUAACGGGGAAGAUGAAGGAAGACAGAGGGAUGUUGUCACCAUAGAAGAUCUUCCAGACCAACUCCCGUCUCUGACGCCAGCUCCUCCUAAGAAGUCCCGCUUUAAAGCGAGUCGUGUCACUUUUGAGGGUGAGGAUGCUGAGGAGAGGCUGGACAGACAAGACACUCACAUCAGUGCUGUUCUCUCCAGGAUCAUUGAGAGAGAUACUAGCUCUACUCCAAUAUCUCUACCACCACUUACAGGCAUGGCUUUCCCAAAAGUAUUGCACCGCUCAGAAACCAGCAGUCAGGUUCCACUGUCUUCAGCUGGUGGAAAGAAGAGUAUCUUUGCACGUCAGAUUGCGUCUCAGAGAGUUAAGGAGGGAAACACACCUUUACACUGCGCACCUGAAGCUGCUCAGACUCCUGAAACCAGUAUGGAUACAGAUGAUCAGCCGACUGCAACCUCAGGUCCCAGGCUGGUGUCUGGUCAGGGGCUUGAGGGCCGAGGUAGCUCAGGAGAGACCAUAAGGAUCCACAGGGAGAACCAGGCUAAACUCCAGGCAAUGUCUCAGUCUGAGAUACUACAGGAGCAGAAAAAACUCUUAUCUCAGCUUGAUCCUAGACUGGUGGAGUUUGUUAGAUCGCGCAAAGCCCAGAGCGUCCCGUCCUCUGCCUCCCCAUCCAAACACCCCCAGGCCAAAAGCAGCAGGGAAAACUUACCUCUUCAAAAUGUGAGCAGAGACUCCUCCAGUGCUGCUGUGCUGUUCCAGAAACCCCAAGAAGUAGAGAUGGAAGUAGAGGAGGAGGAGGAGGAACUGCCACCAGCACCUGCUGUGACGGAGGAGGAUCUGCCAGUGAAGCCUCAGAAGGAAUGGGUCCACAUGAAUAAACUGGAGCCAGAGAAGCUGGAGUGGAUGAGAGACUUGCCUGCACCCAGAAGGAAAGGAACGAAGAAGGCCAUGCAGGCUCGGUUUGACUUUGCAGGGACCUUAAUUCCACCCACUGAGGAUCUGCCCACCCACUUAGGCCUGCACCACCAUGGAGAGGAGCCUGAGCGGGCAGGUUACUCCCUGCAAGAACUCUUCCUGCUGUCCCGGAGUCAGAUCAUCCAGCAGAGGAGUCUGGCCCUCAGCAUGCUGGCCAACAUCCUCUCAAAGGCACGUGCUGGGGAGUACCUGCCUGUUCUGAAAGGCAGCGUGACGUCCACUCUGCUCGACGCCGGCCUGCUCUUCCUGCUCCGCUUUGCGUUGGACGACAGCGUGGAGGGAGCGAUGUCCGCCGCUGUCCAUGCACUUAAAGCACUACUUGUGUGUGCAGAGGAUGAAGAGUGUUUGGACUACACCUUCUCUUGGUUUCGUGGCCUGGCUUCCUUCCCUCUGCUGCCUUCUGCGCAGGAGGAGGAAGAAGUGGAGGAUGAAGGGCUGCCUGAAUGUAUGAGGUUGACGGCUAAGGAGAAGGAAGAGAGGAAGAGUGAUCACGAUGUGGCCAGACAGGAUGUUGUCAAGGGCCUGUUGAAGAUGAAACUGCUCCCCAGGCUACGUUACAUCCUCGAGGUGGUACGACCUUCUCCUCGAGUGGUCCAUGACAUCCUGGAGAUCCUGACUCGUAUCGCUAGGCACUCCGCCUCAUCUUCCACUCAGGUGCUUGACUGUCCUCGCUUGAUGGAGAUGGUGUUAUCAGAGUUUCUUCCCACUUCCUGGACAGCGCCAUCUUCGCCCCUUCCUCAGUCGGUUUACGGGCUCCCUCUGGCCAGCGCCAUGAAGCUGUUAAGAGUAUUGGCUACCUCUGGAAGACAUGCCUGUGCCAGACUGUUAAACUCUCUUGGAGUGAGGGAGCGUCUGUGUUGUCUGCUGAGUGCUGAGCCCGGUGAGCUGCUGCUGGAACCGACCGAGGCCCUCAGGAUCUCCACUGAGGCUUACAGGCUGUGGGCUGUAGCAGUCGGCUACGGACAGGCCUGCAAAUUAUACAUAGACCUGUAUCCAGGCUUAGCGAAGGCCUUACAGUCAGUUCACAGAGUCCUGGCCCCCUCAGAUCCUCUGCUGCCCCUGCAGCUCCAGCGGGUCCUGGCUCUUCUUUCUCUGCUAACACAGGUCACACACACUGCUGGCUGCCACCAGGAGCUACAGGCUGGCAUGGUCAGUUCUCAGGGAGAAGAGUGCCCUCCUCCUCCUACAGUGUCCUGGGGUCAUGUCGCAGGGUUGCAGGCAUCCCUGUUGGGGCAUUUGAAGGGCUUUGUGAAGAGCCUUGAUAAUCCAGCUCAUAAAGAGAGCAGCCUGGCUGUGAUACCAGCUUACCUGACCUACCUCGGAGCUUACUACCAUCAGCUCUCCAGACAGAACUGUUUCAAACCAGUCGAGACGCUUCAAGAACUGGAGCUGCUGACGUCUGAGGUUCUCCUCCCCCUGCUGUCCCACCAUGUUGUUCAAGGCCUGAUAAAGAACCUAAAGUCUUCCUCAGUAGUGUGUAAUAUCCAGUCUAGUCAUCCAGGCCCAGAGACCACUCCCAGCCUCCCUGGUUUGGCCUGCCCAGCAUGGAGGGACCAUCUGGGACUGGUUGUUCCCAGUUCUCCCUUCCCUCUUCUCACAGGCUUGGGGCUCCUCCUGGAAACAAUCACUGGCAUCCACAAAGGCCUCAGCAGCAAGUUCACUGGCCUCCUCCUGUCAGAACCUGUGAUUGGUUACCUGCGAAGCUGCAGUCAGGCUACGCCCACCUUGUCUCACACCAGAGCCUGGCUUCUCCGUCACGAACACCACCUCCUCUACCUGCUGCUCCGGCUGGCACACAGACUUGUUACCAUUGAGCCACAAGUGGCCAAGCAUGCCUCACUGUACCACCAGGUGGCGCUGGUUCUGCUGCCAUGGUUAUUGCCUGGGAGUGAGUACCUGGCACAUGAACUGUUGUCCACCAUCAUCUUCAGCAAGGACUUUAUAUCAGAGGGCCACAGUGGAGGACCUGAGGCUGUAGAGCUGGGAGAGCUGAAACUCCAAGAGCAAACACAGCACCAAACCUCUCCCUCUCUCCAGACCGUCGGAGCCCUCCUGAGAGAAGCCUGUGUCCAGCUACCAUCCAUACGAGGCUGCUUCCUCACUCACCUGGCCCACCUGGAGCCAUCCGUGCUGACGUCCCGAGACGCUCUCCUCGGCCGCAACCCAUGGAUCAACUCCCAUCUCCUCCCAGAGCUCACUGGUCCCACCUUGCCGUCCGACUGGCCUUUCCUUCCGCUCGUCAGCCUGUAUGAACGAACAGGGGUGUCUGACGGUGGCGGGUUAGCGGUGGAGGAGCUCCCACAGGGGGCUCUGCAGGUGGUGACCCACUGUCUGCAGUGGCUGCUGCUGCUGGAGGUCUGGAGGGAGGACGCACUAAAGGUGAUCCUGCCCAUCGCCAAGCUCGCCCGCUUGUCCUGUGUGUUCCUGUGUUCCAGUGACUUAUUCCUGGAGAGACCUGUUCAGAAACUGACCUGGGGUCUGUUCAGACUGCUGACCAGGAGAUCCAGGCUGGACUCGUUGGACCUGAAUGUCCCUCCUCCAGGUCUAGCCUCGUUCCAGGACUUGUACUCGGCUCUUUUGAGCCAGUAUGAAGCGGUGUCCUUUGGAGACCGGCUGUUUGGCUGCUGGGUCCUCUUACCCCUGCAGCGGAGGUACAACACCACCAUGAAGCUGGCUGUGUUUGGAGAACAUGUGGGGAUGCUGAGGUCACUGGGAGUCACCUUGGACCAGCUCUCCAUCCCUAUUGAGCGGUUCACGUCUCCCCCUGAAGACUCCCUCCCUCUCCUCCAUCUGUACUUCCGCUCUUUGGUAACGGGGACCCUGAAGCCUCGCUGGUGUCCUGUCUUGUAUGUGGUUGCCUUGUCUCACGUCAACUCCUUCAUCUUCUCACAGGAUGCUGCUGCACAGGAGGUUGAAGCAGCUCGACACAGUAUGCUGAGAAAAAUCUACUACCUGACUGAUGAGGUGUUGCGGAACCACUUGCUUCUCUUCCGUUUGCCACAACAGCACUCAGAGUUUGGCUUCGAUAUGUACGAUCAGUUGCCCCCCAUUAGGGCAAAACGUUUGGAGAGAGUCCUGAGACUUCAGGACAGCAGCGAUGAAAAAGGAGACUGAAGGCAAGCAGGGAGUGGAAAAAAGGGAUAGUAGUGAGUCAAAAACAGAACAUGUAUAGGAGCGACAGUAUGGGACUGAGUGCAAAUCGAAGUACGAGUACGAGAAGGAACGUUGGUGGUGGGAGAAAAAGUGAGACAAUUAUUUCAAAGAGGUGUCUCAUCAAGAUCAGCCUUGAAACAAGAGCCGACAUGUUGACAAGAAACUUGUCUGUGGUCUCUUUUCUCAAAGGAAACCCAACCUGAGGAAGAUCUGGCCAUUCCUCAAUGAAGUAGCAUUUGCAAAUAAUUCUUAGCACUUAGUUGAACUUGACUAAAGUUUAAUAAAGGUAGACUUUUCGAUCUAAUACUAUAUUUUAUAGAUCCUCAGUGGAUUAUCUGAAAGUCUGUUCAAUCUAAUGUUUGUACUUGAACCUGUCUGAGCUGAAACACACCCAGCCAAGUCAACCCAAAGGUAAAUACAAAUGCUAAAAAUUAAAUGUAGAUGCAGCGGGGCACAGGUCCCACAAAACAAGCGGACGGGAGGAAUUCAGUGUAUUUCCUUUAACGCCAGCACUUUGCCAGAGUGUGUGUCUGAUGAGCUUGAAAAACAGAGAAGGGCGACUCUUGGCAUCUCAGAGUAAAGACAAAUGACCUACUUUACAAGUGCCUGAAAUUGUCCUUUUUUUGUGAAUAAAACAUGAUUUCAAGUAUG